GUUGUCUCAGAAUCGAAAAUAUAGCUUGGUGUCCGUACCGUCCGCCCCUUUUCUGCUUUCCCCACAAUCCAAUGUUCUUGGGGUAGCGGCAGGUUCCGUGAUAUCGAGACGAAGCUCCCCGCCAAACCUGGAUGGACAUCGCCAGGUAUAAGCACUCCUUUCGCACUCGCCAUCUACCAACGCCCUUCUCCGUCACUAUGCUUUCUGGCAUACUGAUAUUUAAUCAGAAAGGCGAGAAUCUUAUAUUCCGCGCCUUCCGCAAUGACUGCCGGCCACGACUAGCCGACGUAUUUCGAAUCCAGGUCAUAUCCAAUGCGCAAGUGCGGUCACCGAUAUUGACGCUGGGAAGCACCACAUUCAGCCAUGUCAAGCAUGAGAACAUAUACCUGGUGGCGAUAACGAAGAGCAAUGCCAAUGCAGCGCUGGUGUUUGAGUUUUUAUACCGGUUUAUAGCGCUUGGGAAGGGAUAUUUUGGGAAGUUCGAUGAAGAGGCCGUCAAGAAUAACUUUGUGCUGGUAUACGAGCUCUUAGAUGAGGUUAUCGAUUUUGGGUAUCCGCAAAACACAGAGACCGACACGCUGAAGAUGUACAUCACAACUGAGGGGGUGAAGUCGGAGCGGAUGAUGGAGGACUCGGCCAAAAUCACAAUGCAGGCCACAGGCGCGCUCUCCUGGCGCAAAGCAGACGUCAAGUACCGCAAGAACGAGGCCUUUGUCGACGUAAUCGAAGAUGUCAAUCUCCUCAUGUCCGCGACCGGCACCGUCCUCCGCGCCGACGUCAACGGCCAGAUCGUCAUGCGCGCCUACCUCUCCGGCACCCCCGAGUGCAAGUUCGGGCUAAAUGACCGGCUCCUUCUCGACGGUGACGGCCUAUCAUCUCUUCCCUCUGGCAACCGCCUCGGCAGCAAAGCAACAAAGGCGGCCGCUGGCAGCGUGACUCUAGAGGAUUGCCAGUUCCACCAGUGCGUGAAGCUGGGCAAGUUCGACACAGACCGCAUCAUCUCCUUCAUCCCGCCAGACGGUGAGUUCGAGCUAAUGCGCUACCGCGCGACGGAGAACGUAAACCUGCCGUUCAAGGUGCACGCCAUCGUCAACGAGAUCGGCAAGACCAAGGUCGAGUACAGCAUCGCCAUCCGCGCCAACUACGGGUCCAAGCUGUUCGCCACCAACGUCGUCAUCAAGAUCCCCACACCCCUUAACACCGCGCGCAUCACUGAACGUUCCACUCAAGGCAAGGCCAAGUACGAGCCCAGCGAGAACGUCAUCGUGUGGAAGAUCCCGCGCUUCACGGGACAGAACGAGUUUGUGCUGAGCGCCGAGGCGAACCUGACCAGCAUGACGAACCAGAAGGCCUGGUCGCGUCCGCCGCUGAGCUUGAACUUUAACCUACUCAUGUUUACGAGCUCGGGCCUGCUGGUGCGCUACCUGAAGGUGUUUGAGAAAAGCAAUUACUCGAGCGUCAAGUGGGUGCGGUAUAUGACACGGGCGGGGUCGUAUGAAAUUCGAUUCUAGCGUAAGGUGUUUACAAAGCGGGACAACGGAGCAUAUACGGCGCAGAAUAAGCUGGAAAUACGGCGUGGGCUUGCAUUUUGUUAUCUUUUUGGGGCGCUGGGCUUAGCAAAACUUCUGUAGAUACAAAACUACAGAUUGUUUUGGGGACUACUCACUGGUUAUGAGAAACCAGUUGACACUCCGUCCACUCCAUUCCCACCCAUCACGCCUCCAUCCCCCGCGAGCGAUGCAACGCCCGCACCCUAUACAUCUCCCCUCAUGCUUCCAUAUCCUCCCUCCCCCUCCCUUUCCCGACAAGCUGCGCAGUCAAACAGGAGAUGUCUCUGUACCUCUUCAGCCCCCCUCCGCGCUUCCGCGUCGUCCAGCUCCUCGUGCGUGCGGCAACGGUAGAAGAGCGGGAUGGGGGAGGCGGGGUGCCCGCACCGGUGGAGGGAGUGGAUUGUUUUGCACAUAGUGCUUGUCGAGUGUUUGGCUAGGAUUUAUGUGGUUUAUUGUGAUGAGCGUGGUAAAUGUGUUACUGCAAGUUGAACUUUUGCGGAUGAUUAGCAUGUCAGAGGGCGGAUGAUAUAGACCUGUCUGGCUGUCCUGUGAUUCUACCAACUGUGAGGCAUGUUGCGUAUUCGCUGCGAAAAAGGGAUUGCAUGAUUCGCACUGACGGAUAUGUAGUGACUGAUUCUAAGGAGUAAUGCCAUGUCAUAGCUACGGAAUAAUGCUAUAGCUAUAGAAUACUGCU
Pseudogymnoascus destructans is the source of this 2244-nucleotide messenger RNA. RefSeq lists its product as uncharacterized. The record is from RefSeq and is a predicted model, not a curated record. Gene Ontology annotation, biological process: intracellular protein transport; clathrin-dependent endocytosis. Gene Ontology annotation, molecular function: clathrin-cargo adaptor activity. Gene Ontology annotation, cellular component: cytoplasmic vesicle; AP-2 adaptor complex. Lineage: Eukaryota; Fungi; Ascomycota; Leotiomycetes; Thelebolales; Thelebolaceae. The transcript has 3 exons. The coding region runs from base 132 to 1511 and encodes 459 amino acids.